Messenger RNA from Phragmites australis (common reed), 1256 nucleotides. RefSeq lists its product as uncharacterized. The transcript is spliced from 3 exons. The record is from RefSeq and is a predicted model, not a curated record. NCBI's taxonomy places the organism in Eukaryota, Viridiplantae, Streptophyta, Magnoliopsida, Poales, Poaceae. Bases 17 to 727 code for a protein of 236 amino acids.
AAGCUGAGGCAUUGUAAUGGCAUCAAGUGGAAGUGGAAGUGGAACAGGAACACGAUCCUCUGUUGGUAGUCAUGAAACAGAAAAUGAAGAAACUGAGUACAGGAACCCCAAAUAUCCAUUGUGGGUUCAUGUUACCAGAUAUGUGACACCCGGCCGUGGAGGCAAUGCGAGAUUUAGGUGUCAUUUUUGUGAAAAAGAUUAUCCGGGCAGCUAUUCAAGAGUGAGGUCUCAUCUUCUAAAGGUGAGAAAUACGGGUGUUGCGAUUUGUGAGAAGAUUUCGUACCCUAUCCUUGAGCAACUUCGCAAGGAAGAUCGUGAAGCUACAGAGGUUGCAACAACUAGAGCCCCUAGGAAUAAGCUACUUCGCUUACCCCCUUUUGAAGAUUCAGGCUUGCCACCAUCAUCAAAGAAAAGAAAAGGGAAGCAAUCAGAGAUUUCAGAAAGUUUUAAUGCUGAAACCCGACACAUUGCCGAUGGUCAUAUUGCAAGAUUGUGCUACACUGCAGGGCUACCUUUCAAUGUGGCAAGGAACCCCAAUUAUCGGGCUUCUUACAAUUUUGUUGCAAACAACAAAAUGGGUGGUUAUGUGCCUCCGGGAUAUAAUGCAUUGAGGACAACUCUUCUCCAAAAAGAGAAGGCACAUGUUGAGAGGAUGCUUCAACCUAUCAAAUCCACUUGGCCCUUCAAAGGAGUGACUAUUGCAGCUGAUGGGUGGACUGAUCCAUAAAGACGCCCAAUUUUAAAUUUUAUAGCUGUGACAGUGGGUGCUCCAAUUUUUCUAAAAUCAAUUGACUCCGAAGGAGAGGUGAAAAGCAAGGAAUAUAUCUUCGAUAGGUUGAAGGAGGUGAUAGAGGAAGUUGGAUCAAAGAAUGUGGUCCAAGUGAUCACUGACAAUGCGGCAAAUUGCAAAGCCGCCGGAUUGAUGAUUGAAUCAAAGUACAAGAACAUCUUUUGGACUCCUUGCGUUGUGCACACCCUCAACCUUGCAUUGAAGAAUAUUUGUGCUCCAAAGGACGAUGAAGGCGACAAUAAAGAACUUGUUUGGAUCAAACACAUCUCAGAAGAUGCCUCCUAUAUCAAGAAUUACAUCAUGAAUCAUGGCAUGAGGUUGUCCAUGUUCAAUGAGUUUACCAAACUCAAGUUUCUUGCAGUUGCAGAAAUAAGAUUUGCUAGUGUCAUUGUCAUGUUGAAGAGGUUCUUGCUUAUCAAGGAAGCAUUGGUGCUCAUGGUUGUUGGUGACAAGUGGAUGGCUUAUA